CUCUAUCCACCUGAACUUCCUAAAAAGGUUUUUAGGUUGCCAACUGCUUUCCUGUAGUGAGCACAACGGCAGCUAGUUGGCUGUAUGAUGACCUGGAGGUAUGGCUAAUCCAUAUCAAUAGUUCAAUGUUUAAAUCAUGCUUAAAAAGAGAGGACAAGAAAACUCUAAAUUAGGAGUUGCUAAAACAAAGCUAUACAAAUAGAUAUGUCUAUGUAACCUGACUUAGCUUAGGAUACUUAAAAUAUACACAUGCUAACACACAUAAACAUCGGAAACAAAGAGACAAUCAACUUCUAAUAGUAUGAUAUCAGAAAGCUUACGGUGUGCCGGCAUUGGUAAUGCUCCAUGCUGAACUAAAAAGUAUGUACAGAACAUUUACACGGAACACUAGCCCUCUGUACUAGACGGGAGCCGACUCGGAACUAAGGGCUUCGUCUCUCACUACCCCUCCCUCCCCGAUGACUGACGCCUGUCACCCGAGCAUGCAGCCAUCAUCCAUGACACACUUAUCUUAUUGGGGUGCAGCCAAUAAACAAUCACACAUAAAUCGAACUAAUACAUCAAAUACACUAGAUAAUUAAAGCAACAACCACUCUCUAGAUAAAAUAUAUCGCUAAUGACAGGAAUUAACAUGAGAUAACCAUGAAUGAGCGGAAUAUUUCCGGAACAAACCUAAAAGCGUCACGGUAGAAUUUAUCUCUAAUUAUUGGCACGGAUACCAUAUAUAUUUAACAAGGCAUCCUAUUGGUGCACAAAAUAGGCGAUCACAUUAGCAUUUUGGCACAUCUGUGCCGAUUAAUUUGUACAAAAGACGUCGCCGAGUUGCUCGCGGACCUAAUUUUACGACCUCGGCCUUUGGCGACGCACGUCUCGAUAACUCAACUCACUCAUCGGUAACCGACGAUUGAUACUCUGUUGCUCAACGAUGCCGCCGGUUAAAGUGGCCACUUAUAAAUGGAACCGCCCUCCCACUGCGGUCUACGAAGACAACUAUGGCUACGGUAUAAAUUUCUACCAGCCAAUGAUAGAUUACAUCUCCGACAAGGAGCACGGAGUCGCGAGCAAGCCGCCGCACUUGCCCUGGAACAACGAGAGGGGGUUAGAGAAAUAUCGCUUCGACAAACCUGUGCAGCCGUAUUCCAACGAAGACGUCUCCAGGAUAUCCAAGGAAAUCGCGGAGCAAGCUAAGCGUGACCUCAACAAAUUUGAAGUAUCCAAGCGGGCGCCGUUCACAUGUGUGGCCACCGCUGCGGCAGCAAACGUCACAAAGCACGUCGGUGUGGAAAGUGUUAGUGUGAAAGCUAAGAAGACUAGAGUAAAUAGGGAAAAAUAUAAGGCCGAGAGACAGAAACAGAGAAUGGAAGAAAUCGAAAAGGAGUUGGAGCUUUAUGAUAAGCAGAAGAAUGUUGGUGCUGAAUUAAAAGGUAAAGCAUUGAUGUACAGAGGCAAAUCUGCUAAAGCUAUCGCACAGACUUUGUUAGAUGAAAGUAGACAAAAUGUGGCGAACGCGUAUGUACGAAAAAUGGAUACCCAAGCGAGAAAAGCUCAGAUCGAUCGGAAUUUUGCUAGGGUGAAAAAAAGUAUAAUGUCGGAAAGUGAAGUGUCCACUAUGGCUAGAAAGCAUGUAGAAAGCUUGUGUGAAGAAACGGUGAGGUGCAUCAGGCGUUCUGUGUCCCCUCCAAAGACACAUCUGGUUGUAGUUCAUCAAGAGAUACCUAUCAUAGACGAUUCAUAUUUGAAACCGUUGAGUGAGCUUAAGGAAACGUUGAGGCAGUUCGAGCACUUGAAUACGAGCAUCAUGAUAGACACAAGGUGAAUACUGCAUGACUUUAUUAAUAAAUACGUUGGUCAUAGGCCGGGAAGAGUUUGAUAAGUCGUUGUUUUAAUCACAGUCGUGUUCAUUUUAAUUUUAUAGGGAGUAAGAAUGGCAUACGAAAGAAUUAUUGAAAUAAUUUAAUCGUUUUUAUAUCUAUAGCCACACACUUCUUGCAGAUAUUAUUCUU
Molecule: messenger RNA, 2003 nt
Organism: Leguminivora glycinivorella
Lineage: Eukaryota; Metazoa; Arthropoda; Insecta; Lepidoptera; Tortricidae
Product: paramyosin, short form-like
Exons: 1
Coding region: 926-1816 (296 amino acids)
Source: RefSeq, a predicted model, not a curated record